AUGACUGGUCGUGGUAAAGGAGGUAAAGGUCUUGGAAAAGGAGGCGCUAAGCGCCAUCGCAAAAUCCUUCGUGACAACAUUCAGGGUAUCACCAAACCUGCCAUCCGUCGUCUUGCUCGUCGUGGUGGAGUAAAACGUAUCUCGGGUCUCAUCUACGAAGAAACUCGGGGUGUCUUGAAAGUGUUCCUUGAAAACGACGCUGUUACCUAUACAGAACACGCCAAGCGUAAGACCGUCACGUCUCUUGACGUUGUAUACGCGCUUAAACGACAAGGACGUACUCUUUACGGUUUCGGUGGAUAA
Funneliformis mosseae is the source of this 303-nucleotide messenger RNA. Lineage: Eukaryota; Fungi; Glomeromycota; Glomeromycetes; Glomerales; Glomeraceae. The record is from the annotation of a GenBank genome assembly.